Messenger RNA from Sodiomyces alkalinus F11, 1300 nucleotides. RefSeq names its product RNA-3'-phosphate cyclase family protein. Gene Ontology annotation, molecular function: RNA endonuclease activity. The coding region runs from base 65 to 1270 and encodes 401 amino acids. The transcript has a single exon. The record is from RefSeq and is a predicted model, not a curated record. NCBI's taxonomy places the organism in Eukaryota, Fungi, Ascomycota, Sordariomycetes, Glomerellales, Plectosphaerellaceae. Gene Ontology annotation, biological process: ribosome biogenesis; endonucleolytic cleavage of tricistronic rRNA transcript (SSU-rRNA, 5.8S rRNA, LSU-rRNA). Gene Ontology annotation, cellular component: nucleolus.
CGUAUCUCUUCCCCGGAGAUUCGACACGCCAUAGCCCCUAGGUGACGUGCGCCCGCUCACCAUCAUGUCUUCACCGGAAUCCUUACGCUUUACCGGCCACCGGUCCUUCACAUGGCGGCUCGUCCUCGCCACAUUAACCGGCCGACCCGUCCACAUCUCCAAAAUCCGCAGUUCCUCCCCAACAAACCCAGGUCUCGCCCCCCAUGAGAUCUCCUUCCUCCGCCUCCUCGAAGCCGUCACCAACGGCAGCACCAUGCAAAUCUCCUACACCGGUACCACCGUAACCUACCACCCGGGCCUCAUCACGGGUACCAUCGCCGGCUUCGGCGCCUCCGAAGACGAAGUCAUCGAGCACAACAUCCCCGCCAACAACACCCGGGGCGUCACCUACUUCCUCAUGCCCAUCUGCCUCCUCGCCCCCUUCUCGAAAGCCCACAUGAACGUCCGCUUCUCCGGCCCGGGCGUCAUCACCUCCGCCACCCAAAAGGGCGACAUGUCCGUCGACUCCUUCCGCACCGCCGUCCUCCCCCUCUUCGGCCUCUUCGGCAUCCCGCCCGCCCGCAUCGAGCUGCGCCUCCUGCAGCGCUCCUGCCCCGGCAAGGGCGGCCGCGGCGGCGGCGGCAUCGUCGAGCUCCGGUUCGCCAGCCAGGUGCGCCUCCCCAAGACGCUGCACCUCAACCGGAACCCGGGCCGGAUAAAGAGGAUACGCGGCGUGGCCUACUCGACCGGCGUGUCGGCCUCGAACAACGGCAGGAUGAUCUACGCGGCGAGGGAGGUGCUGAACCCGCUCUCGUCGGACAUUCACGUGGCGGCGCAGUAUGACCAGGCGCCUCUCGUCUCGAACCCGGAUAAGACGAAGACGAGGACCGGUAUUGGGUUUGGGCUCAGUCUGGUGGCCGAGUCGAGCUCCGCCGGGGUGAUUUACUCGGCUGAUGUGGUGGCGCCCCCUACGGGAGGCGUCGUGCCGGAGGAUAUCGGCAAACAGUGCGCGUACCAACUGCUGGAGAACAUUGCGCAAGGCGGAUGCGUGAGCAGGACGUCGGCUGGUACCGUCCUUACGUUGAUGGCGAUGGGAUCAGAAGAUAUGGGAAGGUUGAGGAUAGGGAGGGAUGUGAUAGGCACUGAAGAGGUCGUCGGGCUGGCUCGGGACUUGAAGGCAUUUGGUGCGAGUAGUUGGGGUCUGCGGGAUGUGGAUGAGGAUGACUCGGGGGAUAUUAUCGUGUCAGUCAAGGGCGCUGGAGUUGGCAAUAUUGGUCGCAAGGUGGCAUAAGAUACCAUAUCAAUCAAGGAGGGUACCCUC